This is a messenger RNA of Echinococcus granulosus, 3231 nucleotides long. RefSeq lists its product as hypothetical. The coding region runs from base 1 to 3231 and encodes 1076 amino acids. The record is from RefSeq and is a predicted model, not a curated record. NCBI's taxonomy places the organism in Eukaryota, Metazoa, Platyhelminthes, Cestoda, Cyclophyllidea, Taeniidae. The transcript has 11 exons.
AUGUCCGAGUUCUUUGGUGCUGUUAAUGCAUGCGGUGUUUUCAAGUGCUUGACGCUUGUUACGUACACCUUAGCAUUCAUAAGUGAAGUUUAUCUGGGUCAAGAGCCUCCAUUCCCUGUCGAGUUAGGCGGUCGCAUCCGCUUUCGAAUAUCGCCCAGAAGCGGUAACGCCUACGAUGAUAGCGGUGGUUUUAGCAUCUUCCUUGACAGCAAAGUCAUUGGGUCUUGGAGCCCUGAAUGUCGAUCCUAUCUGGACAAUCUGGAUUCUCUUGUCUCUUGUGAAGUCGCGGAGGGUCCUCUUCUCCACUUCUUUUUCACUCCAAAACGGGAGAAUUUCGGUCAACACAUCCUUAUGAUCUUUUACCCUAAUUCUGGUGCUAGUUUUGCACAGUCUGGUCAGAUUCUGCUAAAUACUACUGUCCAGCUAACCAAACAACCGACCUUUCUGAACAUAACAAUCACUCUGGAACGCGAGCCCGACUAUGUACGCCUUGCUCCUGGUGAACUAAAUCUCUCCCCGCCUACCUUUCUCGACGGUUCCAUGGCUAAGGUGGAAUGCAAAACAGAUGGUGCGUUACCACCCCAGGCCAUUUCCUUCAGGAUCGUUUGCAACAAACCACCACGGGCAGCUGUUGAACAAGAGCGCCAGGCGAAGGCCCAACUCGGCUACCCCUACGAAAUCAGCUAUAGUUUUUACCACUUCCGUUCUCCGCCGACUGAUGAGGAACUGGCUGAGAGUAUGGCUAUUGGUUAUGCACAGGGGAUUCUGGAUGAAGCGAGAAUUGCACGGAGUCAGGACAAUCUGACACUUUCAGCGUCUUUGCCAAUCAAUUCGAAGGCGCAUGGUUGCAGUCUCUAUUGUCGGCUGAUGAGCAAGGAGGAGCAGAUCCAGCUGACUGUCUACUAUCAAACAACUGUCGCGUACAUCCUACCUCCACCAACAGACGGUCUAAUGCGUGUCGGCAGUUCCAUGACUUGCCAUGCCGAUGGAUUUCCCGAGCCGACAAUUACUCUCUCCCUUCGUCAGCCCAUGCGUCAGUAUCAUCGUCGACCGAUAAUUGAUCUAAAGGACUAUCAGGUCACCACCAGUCCUGUUCCCCCCGUGGAACAGUUUGUGGACACCUCGGAUAUCGCGGCAGCCGCCAGAAUCGGUCUUCGACCAGACGAAUACACGAUAAGGGGACCCAGGUUCACUUUAGCAUAUAAUGCAACUCCAGGCGUGGAAUUGUUGCUUGUAUGCACAGCGGGCAAUGCUUUGCCGAACGCGUUGGACUUUUUGGGAUAUAACAAAACCAUUGCGAUGACGCGAUUCACUGUAGCCGCCAUCUCCUACAGCAGCAUUGGAAUUGUCAUUGGGAUCUGCAUGGCAAUCCUCCUCUGCGCCAUCAUCAUAAUCCUCCUCAUGGUGUACCUUCGGCGGAAGCAGAAGUACGCCUCUAACGCCAUCCAGACUCGGAAUUCGGUGGCCAAUCCAGAUGGUGCAAAUGGCACAAAAGUUGGUGGUGUUUCUGGACAUGGAAAACAAGGUCCGAUGUCUGGGUCGGGUGACUACGCCUCAGGAUCAAAGACCAACAGAAGGUAUCCCGAAAUUCGAUCCUCCGUCGUAGCCCAUACCGAAUCACCUCAUCGCGGCCUGCUCUCGCGUUCACCACCGCCUCUACAAAAUCCAUCCACCACCACCACGGAUGGCGUGGAGUAUGCCGAGUUAACCUUCUCUUCGACCUCGGAAGAUCGCGGGACCUCUAAUGGUGGCAAGCGGGGGGUCCAAGUUGCUGCAGCGUCCUCCACGCUCGGUCGAAGGGGCUCAGCGGGUCGGCCGAGGAGGGAUCCAUUGCCUGGUCCACCCUCCGCAUCUAUGCAGCAACUGCCACGAUCGCACACGCAGGGGAGCGAGGAUGGGGAGGGAAAUUACACGGAGAUAAUCGGAGUGCUACAACCAAAGGCAUACACGAGUCAGUUGGUGUUGAAACAGCAGCAGGAGGCCACUCAGGCCAUCCUCGGCAUGCAUGCCAACGCCCCCUCAAUAAUUGCCUACAGUGUUGUUCGCAUUAACGGAGCUAGCAAGUUUAUAGGCACUGGCGUUAGAGAGCGAAGUGAAGCCUCAAAAAAAUUGGCCAAAUCUUACUACCCGUUUGUUUGUGCGGAUAAGAGGAAUCUGGCCAGGUCAAUUGUUGACCUCCAGGCCAGUUUUGAAGUGGCCUUCAGUGCUCUGGAGGAUAUUGAACGGACCGGAGGGGAUGUUGAAAGUCUUCACUAUGCAAUCUAUGGACUGGAGGAGGCCCUUUCUCGUGCACUUACUGAACUCAUUGUUAUUCGCGACGAAGUUCACACUCUGACCUUGGCUCUGAAGCAGAGUGAACAAUUCAACCUCAAACUCUAUGAACAACUUGUAAAUUUGGAUCACGAAGCCACCGAUGGCAUUGAGAGCAGUCAGCAGACGCUAAAUGCCUCCAGAUGCAUGACCAAUAAGUACCGCAUUCCACAGACUACCAAAGAGGCUCUAGGUCGAGCUUGGAUUCGCGAUAAUGCAGAAAAAGCGCAUGGUGAUGUAACCAUCACCUCGCUUCUCUCAUCUCAACAAGCUUCUAACGAGUUUCACAGUUGGGUCUGUCGAAUUCAACGCGAUUUAUCCCGUCGUCAUGCUGAAUUCAGCUUCCUAAUGUUGGGUUUAUGGACCGAGGAGGUGUGUUCCAACUUCAACCUCACGGAGGAUAAUUCCGGCGACGAAGAAAUUGGAUGCUUUCGUCGAAAGAGUCACAAGAGUGAAAGCCCUAGUGAAGAGGUUUCUCGACGUCGAGAGGCUGCCAUGCGAUCUCUCCUCCUAACUCGUCAUAUCAAGAUUGAUGAUACGUCCGCCACUCUGGGAUUGAUUCAAUCUAAGGUGCAAGAGCUGGGCGAUGAAGUCUUCACCGAGCUGCGACGCAGACGAGAGAGCUUGGAGGAGGCAAGGUCCCUUCAUCGAACAUUGAACGACCAACUGAGUGGUCGUCGAAACCAGUUGGUGGAGAGCCUUUUAGCCACACACCAGGCAGUACAAACCUUGUUGGAAAUGGACGAACAAAAUGACGGAUUGGUGGGAAAGUUGAUCAAGACGCGUCCACUCUUUUCCGAACUGCAAGAAGCUGUGGUUAAAGGCAGUGGUAGUGGUGGUGCUGGUGGUGAAGCGCAAACAGCACACCUCUCUCUCUGGCGUAUCAUCACCAUUAUUUCCGCUACCCUGAUUGUCGCCUGA